Psilocybe cubensis is the source of this 1056-nucleotide messenger RNA. RefSeq lists its product as uncharacterized. The record is from RefSeq and is a predicted model, not a curated record. The transcript is spliced from 2 exons. NCBI's taxonomy places the organism in Eukaryota, Fungi, Basidiomycota, Agaricomycetes, Agaricales, Agrocybaceae. The coding region runs from base 1 to 1056 and encodes 351 amino acids. Gene Ontology annotation, molecular function: oxidoreductase activity, acting on NAD(P)H.
AUGACCUCUCAAGAGAACAACCGUCCAAAUUCUUCUUCACUAUCCCUCGCGAUCGCCACAACUGAAGCAAGAGAUGUUCAAGAAUACAGACUCCCUAAACCAGACCCUAAGCAAUUGAGACCCGACGAAAUCAUCGCCCAAGUGGCAUACUGCGGGCUCAACCACAUAGAUGUUAACCAGGUUAAAUCAGGCGCAUAUAUCACUGAAUACCCAUAUAUCCUUGGGCGGGAAUGGUCAGGUCAAAUUCUUCACAUUGGAAGUGACGUGAAAGAUCUGAAACCAGGAGAUUGGGUGUUAGGUGUUAGUUAUCAGGUUGGAGCACUGCAGGAGCAGAUCGUGAUUUCACGAAAAUAUCUCUGUCCCAAGCCAGACAAAAUCUCAGCGGAGCAGGCAUCGACCAUAGCUCAUCGAUAUGCUGCCGUGAUGGUAGCCCUCCACAUGAAAGAGGGACUGAACCUGCCACUGCACCCCACAGAGGCGGAAAAAGCACAGCGAAAGAUCAUCAUAUGGGGUGCUGCAACAGGCAGUGGCAUGUACGCCAUCCUCGCCCUUAAAAUUGCUGGUUAUAGAACCAUCCUGGCAGUAGCAUCUACCAAGCAAAAGGAUAACUUAAAAUCCCUUGGAGCAACAGACGUCUUCGAUCGGAAUGAAUCCCAGGUGGCAAAGCACAUCCUCUCGAAGUACCCAGACAUCUCCAUCGGGCUUGUUUGCCAGGCGGAUGAGCAUGGCUGGGAUUGUGUUCUUGAAGUCGUUCGUCCAACAGAGAUGAAGAAAGAAUCUGCGCUCUUGGCUUACAUUAUUCGACUCGCACCAUCCAAGGUUCCGGAGGGAGUGACGUUGAGACGUGCAGUUGUGUUUUCCCUAUUACAUGACAAGGAACUUGGCGAUCAUAUCAUACAAAGUACCCUUCCUAAGCUGCUGGCGCUGCCUGAUUUCAUGUUGCCUAAACAAAUCAAGGUCUUUAAGGAUGGAUCUCUGGCAGAGCGCGUUAAGGCAGCCAUUUGUCUGAUGGAAAAGAACAGUGAUGUUAGCGCUACAAUCCAGGUUUCUGUAUAA